CCACCCGCGGCGGCCCACACGGAGUCUCCCCGCCUGGGGCCGGGGCACCUUGGGAAGAGCUAUUUGGAGACUUCCGGCGAGGGCCGGAAGUUGUGGUUACUAGGGCGACACCAAGCCGCAGGCCCAGCUUUUCGGAGUUUCACAGAUGUUCCCAGAGCUGCCCUCUGUGAUGUCAUCCCCCGUUGGAAGUCGCGCCCAGAAGAUGAGGCUGCCCAUGUUUACACAAAAGGGGCUACUGGAGGUGCCAUCCCCGACAGAGAAGGACUGGUCUAAGGAUGACGACGAGGAUUAUGUCUUCAGGGAUCCAGACCGGGAGCGGGACUCCCUGCCUCAGCCUUAUCGGAUGAUCAACAAGCUGGUGAACCUUCUGUUUGACAGGGCGUGGGAAGUUAUUGAGGAGAGGGACACGCUGAGGCAAGCGGAGCUCAGCCGGACCCAGCCCACCACCUACCCUCCGGUUAUGGAAAGCAAGCUCAACCAAAUGCCAAACUGUAUGGCUAUUUGCCAAGACUACGUGUUUAUUGGAGGAGCCAAAGGAUUCUCCAUCUAUAAUCUGUACAAUGCCAAACGGAUAUACGUUUGGGAUAAACUUAAGCUUGAUGUCACUUCCAUCUGGACCACAGAUCUGGGGAGUGAAAUACUUGUUGUUCCUGUGGAUGAGAUGGGUAUCGUUAGACUGUUGUAUUUUUAUAAGGGUGGUCUUUUCCUCAUCAAAGCCAUCAACGAAGUGGAUGACACCAGCAAGCAAACUACCUGUGUAAAGAUGGAGAUUUCUCAAGGAGGAGACUUUGCAGCCUUCCUGCUACAAGGAGCCGGAGAUAUUUGGCUGGAUGUGUAUAAAUUGCCCAAGGAGUCUUGGCUCAAGGAAGUGGAGCACCCCCAACUUGCUCUGAAUCCAAAGAAAAAAGGCAGACAGCCGCAACUGAACACUCUUGAGCCCAUGACUUCAGAUAAUUUAGAAAUGGAUACAAACAUUUGUUUUAAAGGAGACAUUAAGUUGAGUCUUCCAGUUCACAUAAUGAAGAUCAAACCACCCAAACCAGUUACGGGUACCACCUUUAAAAGCCCCCUGGAAGUCUUUGCAAAGAUAGAGGACAGCUACGGGCUGGGCUCGGGGCAGAAUCACUUCAUCAAGGACAGUCAGUGGGAGCAGCACACGGCCAUCUUCAAGGCCACAUACAAGAAGUACCUGGACGGGGAGUGGGAGGAGGAGCCGCUCAGUACGGCCACGUUCUAUUUCCUCCUUCCUAGCUGCAUAACGGCAAUGCCAAUGGAGGUCAAGAGCCCGUCAGGGGUAGCCUGUGUCCUGGGCAUACACUGGACUAGACAUCACAACUUCUUCCUCUAUUCACUUAACCGGACCCUGAAGGAUAGAGUUGACCCCGAGGGCGUGUGGCCCUGUGCUGCGCCGAUUGCCGUGUCUCAGCUCAGCUCCUCCAGCUCCUACCUGGUGCUGGCCUGCGAGGACGGUGUGCUCACACUGUGGGACCUGGCCGAAGGAUUCCCUCUUGGGGUCAUCGCUCUUCCUGAGGGAUGUUUCUGCCAAAGCAUUCACUUCCUAAAAUACUUCGUAGUCCACAAAGGACAGAACAUGUAUCCUGAGGGUCCAGUGAAAUCCCACAUCAUGUGUGUGGUGCUGUGCACAGACGCGUCUCUCCAUCUGGUGGCAGCCAAAGGAACCCAGGGACCCACCAGCCGUGUGCUUGUUGAGAGGCCUGUCAAGCACCUGGAUGAGGCCAUCUGUGCAGUGGCCCCCGUCCCAGCCUUGCCCGGUAUGGUGCUGGUCUUCUCCAGGAAUGGCUCUGUGCAACUCCUGGAUGUGGCCAAGCCUCAGAUCGUCUGCGCCUUCGCUCCUCCAGGAGCCCACCAUCCGGCGGGGCACUGGACGCCAGUGUUCGUCGUGUCUUUACAGCACCCGUAUUUCCUGCUCCGAGGAGACCCUCCUGGGGAACCAGAGUCCACCGACAGUGCCAGCGACAUCCAAUCUUCUGUCUUUUAUUUUCAUUUCGACGCCUACCCACUCCUGGAAAACACCGUAAGGAACUGCACCAUUUCUCAAACUGACCUGACGGAUGGCAUGGUCCUCGCCCAGAUGCUGCCCUUGGAGAAAAGAUGCGAGAGCUUCCUGCAGAGGAGGUUUCAGAAGCGGGAGAACAAGGAGAACGAGCAGCAGGAGCACUGGACCCGGCUGCACAGGUACUCCUUGCUUCUCCAGACAGAGAACACCAAGAAGUGACGGGGCCGCAGCCCCGGGCCCUGGGGAAGGGUUUCAGCAGCACAGGCUUUGCCCCAGGAGGCCCUCGGAGGAAGAGACACAGCCCCAAAGGACUGCAGCUCAGCAGGCCCGAGGGGCCUGGACUUGCAGUCUGGGACCUCCACAGAGCCAGGAAGGGGAGAGCUACUAUUUUGGGGGGCUUCAACCACUAUGCCGCUUGUCAGAGCCCUCAGGCAGACAGAUA
This is a messenger RNA of Rhinolophus ferrumequinum (greater horseshoe bat), 2459 nucleotides long. It is a transcript of the gene WDR93, whose product is annotated as WD repeat domain 93. Lineage: Eukaryota; Metazoa; Chordata; Mammalia; Chiroptera; Rhinolophidae. Gene Ontology annotation, molecular function: protein binding. The transcript has 17 exons. Bases 146 to 2236 code for a protein of 696 amino acids. The record is from RefSeq and is a predicted model, not a curated record. Gene Ontology annotation, biological process: electron transport chain.